UAACCCAUUUGACUAGCCGCCAUUUCUUUCUUUUUGUUUUGAGAAAGCUACACCUCUACCUUUUUCUUAUACAUAUUCAUCUCUCUCCUUAAGCAGUUCAUCAAGUUUCAGCAUCUAUGACAGAGCCAAAACCUAGGUAUGCUGUUGUUACUGGGGCAAACAAAGGGAUAGGGUUAGAGAGUGUUAACCAGUUGGCCUCAAAUGGAGUGAAGGUGGUGCUCACUGCCAGAGAUGAGAGAAGAGGCUAUGAAGCCAUUGAGAUUUUGAAAGAAUGUGGUCUCUCUGAGUUGGUGCUUUUUCAUCAGCUUGAUGUCACUCACUCUGCUAGUAUUUAUUCACUAGUGGACUUUGUCAAGACACAGUUUGGGAGACUUGAUAUCUUGGUGAACAAUGCAGGAAUCAGUGGUGUCAAUCCAUAUGAAAUGCAAGGAUCAACAAUUAACUGGAGGGAACUUACUCAAACUUAUGAAAUGGCAGAAAAGUGUGUAAGAACAAACUACUAUGGUGCAAAGGAAACAACUGAGGCAUUUCUUCCCCUUUUGAAACUAUCCAACUCACCUAGGAUUGUUAAUGUUUCUUCCCAAGCAGGGUUGUUAAAGGGGAUUGCAAACAAAAUGGCAAAAGGGGUGUUUGAUGAUGCUGAAAAUCUUACAGAAGAUAGAAUAGAUGAGGUACUGAAAGAGUUUAUGAAAGACUUUGAAGAAGGUUCAUUCAGAAACAAAGGUUGGCCAACCUUCUUAUCUGCCUAUAUGGUCUCAAAAGCAGCCAUGAAUUCAUACACAAGGAUUCUAGCAAAGAAGUAUCCAAACUUCUGCAUCAAUUGUGUGUGUCCUGGUUUUGUAAAAACAGACAUAAACAGAAACACUGGUUUCUUAUCUGUUGAUCAAGGUGCUGCUAGUGUUGUGAGAUUAGCAUUGCUUCCCAAUGGUUCCCCUUCUGGCUUCUUCUAUAGUAGGCAAGAAAUGUCAAAUUAUUGGUAUGGAGUCCUCAGCAUUGACAUUGAUGAAAUUCAUUGCUGCAAUAGCAUGGCAGCAAGGGAUAGCAGUCAGAAGCCAUUUCCUACAGCUGCAAUGUUGAGCAUCCACAUCCACCGUGUAUUUGUACAGAAAUCAGGUAUUUGUAUAGAAAUCAGGUAUUUGUACAGUAGAGAUACCUUGGAGCUAUUGCCCUUGCUUUACGAGCUGUUGAUAUUGACACAUGUGUAUUCCAUUUUCUUAAAGUCCUUUGUCUUACAUCAUUUAUCUUUAGAUUUGGAUUCUCUAUUAGAGUUUGGUCCAAGGCAUAGUUUCCACUUCAAUUUCACCUCCCACUUCAACAUCACUAUUCAGACCACUGGCAUCCCCAAUCUCUACUUCAGCAGCCUCUUCAUGGGCUUCUACUUCACCACCGUGGUGGACAAUAACAUCGAACCUAUCAUCACUCAUUGCCCUAAAAACAAGCUCAUACACUUCAUUAUAUUUGGCACUUGGUUUUGGAGAAAACCACAAACAUUAUUAACACAUCCGUUGAGUUUCAGCAUUUCUAUGGCAGAGCCAAAACUAAGAUACGCUGUUGUUACUGGAGCAAAUAAAGGAAUAGGGUUUGAGACAGUUAAACAGUUGGCCUCAAAUGGAGUCAAGGUGGUGCUCACAGCCAGAGAUGAGAACAGAGGCCAAGAAGCCAUUGGGAAAUUGAAAGACUAUGGUCUCUCUGAUUUGGUGACUUUUCACCAGCUUGAUGUCACUCACUCUGCUAGUAUUGAUUCUCUAGCAGAGUAUGUUAAGACACAGUUUGGAAAACUUGAUAUUUUGGUGAACAAUGCAGGAAUAAGUGGAGUCAAUCUGGAUGAAGUGGAGGAGGGAUCAAAAUUUAGCUGGGAGGAACUCACUCAAACUUAUGCUAUGGUUGAAGAGUGCCUAACAACAAACUACUAUGGUGCAAAGAAAGUAACUGAGGCAUUUCUUCCCCUUCUGCAAUUAUCCAACUCUCCUAGGAUUGUGAAUGUUUCCUCCCAAGGAGGAUUGUUAAAGCUCAUAGCAAAUGAAUGGGCUAAAGGAGUGCUUAAUGAUGCUGAAAAUCUUACAGAAGAGAAAAUAGAUGAGGUGCUCAAAGAGUUUAUAAAAGACUUCAAAGAAGAUUCCUUAAAAACUAAAGGCUGGCCAACCUUCUUGUCUGCCUAUAUGGUCUCAAAAGCAGCCAUGAAUUCAUACACAAGGAUUCUAGCAAAGGAGCAUCAAAACAUGAUUAUUAACAGUCUGUGCCCUGGUUUUGUGAAAACAGACAUCAACAAAAACUCUGGCAUCUUAUCAGUUGAUGAAGGUGCUGCUAGUGUUGUGAGAUUGGCACUUUUGCCUGAUGGUUCCCCUUCUGGCCUUUUCUAUGUUAGGCAAGAAUUGUCCAACUUUUAAAUGAUUUCAAAAGCUUUGCAUUCAUGCAGCUGCAAUAAUGAAAUGCAAUGGCACAAAGUGCCUCUUGCUCAUAUGUUCUACUCUUUUUCUUUAUCAUGUUUUACUCUUGCAUGAUGUGUUGAGUGGAAUUGUGGAGGAUCACUUGCACUUCUCACAUUGUUUUCAUGUUUGUCAUCUUUGAGUUGAUUAUCAAUACAAAUAAACUGUUAAGCCUAAUAUGUAUGGAAAAA
Molecule: messenger RNA, 2617 nt
Organism: Vigna unguiculata (cowpea)
Lineage: Eukaryota; Viridiplantae; Streptophyta; Magnoliopsida; Fabales; Fabaceae
Product: (+)-neomenthol dehydrogenase-like
Cellular component (GO): membrane
Molecular function (GO): oxidoreductase activity, acting on the CH-OH group of donors, NAD or NADP as acceptor
Source: RefSeq, a predicted model, not a curated record